UUUUUAAAAGUGGCCCGCAAAAAUGCUACGGUGAAUUGAACUCUGCACCUCUCAAAUUCCAGCUGAGCGCUCUGUACCACUGAGCCAAACGGUCACUGACAGUAAAUCUACAUAUCGCUUAGAAAGAAUUACUAGAAAUUCAAAGCUCACACACACACAUACAUACAUACAUACAUACACACACCGUGAAGAGAGAGACGAAGGUAAGAUGGCUUGUAGCAGCAGCAGAAGAUAUCGAGCUGUACCCUCAAGUUUAUUGUCAAGAUCUAUGCAGAUAUUCUUAACCAACUUAGAAAAUGAUGGUAAAUCUCUACAGUUGUUACCAGUUGACUUACGUGAAAAAUGCCUGAACUAUAUGUCUUUGAGAGGUUUGCUCUCAGAUCAGAACUUGAAGAAUGUAAUCCACAACAACCUCAAAAAACUAGAUCUGUCCGCAUCUUCAGUUACAGAAGCUGGCUUAGUCAACUUAAAUCAAUGUUCUAAACUUCAAAAUCUUAACCUUAGUUCUUACCAUCAAGAAAUUCGAUUUUCAUCACCAUGUCUCAUCAAUUCCAUCAAGCAUUGCCUUUCUAUUCAAGUAUUGAAUCUAAGUCGUUGUCACAAUGUUGAUGAUGCUACUGUGGUUGCUUUGUCUAGAUCCUGCCGGAAUAUUCAUUGUUUAAAUUUAAGCCAAUGUUCCAAAGUCACAGACGUAGCAAUGCAAGCUCUGGGAGAAAAUUGCCAUUACUUGAGGAGUAUAGACUUCAGUAGAAAUUCAAUCACUGACGCUGGGAUUGCUUCCCUGGUUGCAGGUUGUUGUCAUAACACACUUGAGGAGAUGGUCCUUCGGAAUAUUGAAAAGAUAUCUAACAAAUCAGUAGAACUUGUACUAAAAUUCUGCCCCAAGUUAACAAUUGUUAACUUCAGUGGCUGCCCCAACAUCCAAGAUGUUAAUUACAGUAGAUAUUCUAACAACACAUUAAAACAGAUUGGUUGGACCAUUCCUAUCUGAAGCAGAACAAGUCACCCAACACAAGUGUCUCCGACAGCAAUUCAUUUACUUUGGCCUUCACAGUUCAGGAAUUUCAUGGAUCUCAUAUUUUCAUGGUGAACUACAUUUUUCAAUAAUAUCAACACACCUACACAAAUAUGUGCAUUUGCACACCUAUACAAAAACUUGCUCAAAUGUGUUUUAAACAAGAACACAAAUUUUUUUUUAUGCAUAUAUAAUGUGUUUGCUCACACAUAUUUCUCUUUUUUUUUUUUUUUUUUUGAAUAAUAAAACUGAUCUUGUUUAAAGUAUUUUCACAGAAUGUAUCAAAUAUUCAAUUUUUUUAGAAAUUGUUGUUUUUAUUAUCUUCUCUAAAACUUGAGUGUAAACUUCAGUUUCUGUCAAACUAAGAUCUGGUUUCCAUUCCUACUCAGAACUAUUCCGUUAAUGUGGAAUUUAAACUAGCCAUAUCUGACCAAAAUGUUCUACCAAUUUUAUGUUCAAACUGACCAGAUCCAUCCUUUCAUACUUACCCCACAAUGUUAAUCUUCAAUAUUUCCAUUUCAAAUAGUUUUUUUUCUACCUAUAUAGGCACAGGUGUGGCAAGAUUAAUCUUCAAUAUUUCCAUUUCAAACAGAUUUUUUUUUUCUACCUAUAUAGGCACAGGUGUGGCUGUGUGAUAAAAAGCUUGCUUUCUAACCACAUGGUUCAGUUCUACUACAUGGCACCUUGGACAAGUGUCUUCUACUAUAGCCUCAUACCAACCAAAGCCUUGUGAAUGGAUUUGGUUGAUGGAAACUGGAAGAAGCCCGUUGAUUUAGCUGAUAUUUCUGAUGGUGUGUAUUUAAUUAUCUAUUAUCAUCUCUACAUUGUCUCUGUUCGUUUACUGAGGAUAUUGGGAGCGACUAAACAGACUGCUUUUGUCUAUGUUGUUGCUGUUCAAGGUAAUGUGGCCAAAGACGGCAAAUAGAAGAGAGAAUCAGAGCGAAAGGGUGAUGAAAGAGAGAGGGGUAUGAUGGGAGAAAUAGUGAGAAAAGGAUGAUAGAAAAUGAUAGGAAGCUACAGGUUAGCUGAGGGAAAGAUAAGCAAGAAGGUAGUCUAUGAGUCUGGAGAGAUUAAAAAAAAACAAUAAACAAUUCAGUGAACCCAUCACUGUAUCCAGUAAUUACUUUUAUUUACAAAACUAACGAAGCUUUUGAUAUGGUGUUCGGUGGGGUGAGAGCAAUAAUUCGGGUCUGGAUAAGUUGGUUAAAUUGUUUUUCUUUUUUUAUGAAGAAUAAAAUUAUUAAAAAAAAAAAAUUAAAAUUAUAAAAAGAAAAGAAAUAAACAUUUCCCAUGGUCCUUCAUUGAACUAUUAAUAUAAAAGAGAAAACUUAAGUGACAGUAGUUGAUGAAAUGCAUUCACUUAACCUUGUUUAACACAGUUUAACCGAUAUGAAGGACUCUUGCAGCCAUGUAAAGUAUUGCCAAUAUAUGUUCGUUGUAUUUCAUAAUUAUUUUCAAGUGACCUUAAAUUCAAGCUUCCAUAAAAAUUCUCACAAUACCCGAAUGAAAUGCAGAAAAACAUUUUAGUUGCGUUUCACAUGGUUCUGAAGCUCAGACGUGGUUAUUUGUUUGAAAUUUCUUCUUGUUUUAUACUAAAUAUAUCUCAAACUGGAGUCAAGUCCUGCUCUGAAUGAAAUGGUUUUGUGUAUGUUAAAAUAAUAAUACUUUCUGCUACAAUAUUUUUAAACACUUAUAUUUUAGAUUUAGACGAUUCAUUAACAUUUAAUUCUAAGCUCAUAAAAUGUGUGUUUAAAAUUAAGUUUAUACUUGUUUUAAAAAUCUACAAAAGAUGUAUUGAUAAAAUAUACAUAUGCUCCGGCACAUACACAGUCCAAGCUAGAAUAAGUAAUCUGUCCAUUAAAAGAUUACGAUAUAACAAAAAAUUCUUACAAAAGUAUAAAAAAAAAUUUUUCUUUCAAAUUAAAGACGAAAAAAAAGUUUAAAAUCCAGUUUCUUCUUCUCAAGGAUUUUUUAUUCUGCUGCGAACAUUUUCAGGCUUGACUUCAACUAAACAUUUCUGAGCUGGGAAUUUUCUCUCUAAUUUGGAACAGUCACAAUUCAUAUUUUGAUUGGCCUUUCUUUAAAUUUCUAAUUUCUUAAGUUAAUAAAUGGUUUGUUGCUACCAUACGGUCUAUUCAUUCGUUUUUGCAGCAGUUUGUUAUUGGAAUCUUUUGGGUUCUUCACAUGAUAAUGGUAGUCUACUCGCAUACUCUGGAGGGCGUUAGUCAUCUCUUCCUGUAAUUACACAAAACAAUCAUCUUAAUUUUUUUCAUUUAUAAGGAAGACAAAAUUUGUAUAAAUAUUUCAGCUGAAUGACUUGAAUUCAUCCAGCACAUUUUUAAAGAGAAAUGGUAAAUUCUGUUACUUAAGUCAUGUGACUAGAACAGAA
Messenger RNA from Octopus sinensis (East Asian common octopus), 3404 nucleotides. RefSeq names its product protein AMN1 homolog. Gene Ontology annotation, cellular component: SCF ubiquitin ligase complex. Lineage: Eukaryota; Metazoa; Mollusca; Cephalopoda; Octopoda; Octopodidae. Gene Ontology annotation, biological process: SCF-dependent proteasomal ubiquitin-dependent protein catabolic process. Gene Ontology annotation, molecular function: protein binding. The record is from RefSeq and is a predicted model, not a curated record. The coding region runs from base 209 to 991 and encodes 260 amino acids. The transcript is spliced from 7 exons.